This is a messenger RNA of Impatiens glandulifera, 1017 nucleotides long. Its product is annotated as protein SYS1 homolog. The transcript is spliced from 4 exons. Bases 276 to 734 code for a protein of 152 amino acids. Gene Ontology annotation, cellular component: trans-Golgi network; Golgi membrane. NCBI's taxonomy places the organism in Eukaryota, Viridiplantae, Streptophyta, Magnoliopsida, Ericales, Balsaminaceae. Gene Ontology annotation, biological process: Golgi to plasma membrane protein transport; Golgi to endosome transport; protein localization to Golgi apparatus. The record is from RefSeq and is a predicted model, not a curated record.
CAUUAAUUUAAUUAUUAAGUAAGAACCAAGAACCAAAAUCGCGAUGGGGAGAAUCACUGAAAGAAGAGAUGCAUCCGAAUGAUCCGAAGAAGGAGAAACCCCACUGCCUCUCUCUUUUGUAAUUCUCGAUCUUGAUCUCAGAUUUCAUUUCGUUACCCUUAGAUUCGCUUCAGUCUGCAAGGAAUUGGGGUUCGAUACAUUGCUCUUCGUUCUCGAUUUUGAAAUUGGGUUAUAUUCUGUAUCUUCUGAGAAGAAGUGGGUAGUCGUUUAAAGUCAUGUUCUAUGGUGCAAUUGUAUGGGAUCCAUGGCUAAUCGUUGCCCAGAUUGUUUGUCUUCAAUCUCUGUACUAUGUAACACUAGGAGGAUUUACUUCAAUUCUUGUUGGAACACGCGUAUCUCGAAUGAGUCUUGUGUAUUUCUUUGAUUAUGCUACUGUUACUACAUCUACAGUUACUGGCUGGUGUGUGAUUGCUUCAUUUGUAUUCAGUUCUAUUCUUGGAGCUGUUUAUAUGUUGUAUUUGGUUGAGAGGGCGAAGAAAUGUUUAGAUUUCUCAGCAACCAUAUAUAUUAUUCAUCUAUUCAUCUGCAUAGUUUACGGAGGGUGGCCUUCGUCAAUAACAUGGUGGGUCGUUAAUGGAUCUGGAAUUGCAGCCAUGGCUUUGUUAGGUGAAUACUUGUGCAUAAGACGUGAAAUGAGAGAUAUACCUAUAGCAAGAUACCGUUCUAUUGCUUGACAAAGUCUGCAGCUUUCUUUUGGAGGAACUCUUAGAGAUGAAGAUCGUGAAAAUAGAGAGUAUGAAAAUGUGUUAUUUUUUUGAAAGACAGUUAGUUUAUCCUCUUUGUUGUAGUUCAUAAGUAUGGUUUAAUUAUCAUACAAAUAUUGUAAGAGCAGAAGUCAUCAUAUAUGUUUUGUAGUAUAAAAGGAAAAUUUUCAGAAAAUUUCAAACACUUCUUUGGGAAGAAGUUUUGCUUAUAUUUGCCAAAAUAAGAUUAUCCGUUGUUUAAGUGGAUUGGAUG